Macroventuria anomochaeta is the source of this 873-nucleotide messenger RNA. RefSeq lists its product as uncharacterized. Gene Ontology annotation, molecular function: RNA-DNA hybrid ribonuclease activity; nucleic acid binding. The transcript has a single exon. The annotation marks the transcript as partial. Lineage: Eukaryota; Fungi; Ascomycota; Dothideomycetes; Pleosporales; Didymellaceae. The record is from RefSeq and is a predicted model, not a curated record.
AUGACCAUCACAAAGAAGACAACUGCGAAGGCCCACGAUGGCCUUGCAAGCCGGCUGCAGAAACUCCAGAAGGCGCAUGAGCGGCGAGAUCGAGAUCGAGAUGCCUUACCGCUCUCCGCACCAAGGCCAGCGCCUACACUCGGGCAGAAGGCAUCUCGAGUUGACAGAACACGGAGACUACAGCGCUUGCACGAUUCCAUCCUCGGACCACACCCUACCUUUCCUGGCAACGUCAUUAUCCCCGAGAAGAUCGAAGCGCGACUCGAGGACGCGACGCGCGUACAAGACAUAAAGCACCUCUUACAAAGUGGUGCGGCACAGGUGUACUGGGUUGAUGGCUCCGAAAGAAAUGGUUUCCUUGGCGCCGGCGUCGUAUGGUGUAAGGAUGACAGACUCGUCUCAGGGAGCUACCAGCUUGGUCCCAGUACUGGAGGGAACAAUUGUGACGCCGAACUAUUUGCGAUCGCGGCCGCUUUGGGACGAGCGAGGAAGCAUGUUCAGAAAGGCAACGAGCCUGCGCUUGUCAGGAUCUUCUCGGACGCCCGUGAGAUCUUGAUCCGCAUCAAGAAUGGCAACUGCCACACCUUUGGCCCGCUACUGGCAGAGAAGACUGCAUUGGAAGGUCUAUACGCGCGUGCCCAGUGGCUCAAAGCUCACAAUGUAUGCAUCGAGCUGAUGUGGGUCAAGGGACACUCGAACAGCGAGGGCAACCAUCUGGCAGAUCAGGCCGCACAUCAUGCAGUUCUCGAACAAGCAGUCGUUCCUCCUGCACCCGUUCCCUUCUUCUCUACUGUCAAGACUGAACUCGACGUCCCAAUCAUGUGGCGGAACCUUGGUCAGGACUGGGUCGACGAGUGGCUAUGUCGUGCGAAC